Falco peregrinus (peregrine falcon) is the source of this 1796-nucleotide messenger RNA. RefSeq names its product transmembrane protein 116 (gene TMEM116). Gene Ontology annotation, biological process: adenylate cyclase-activating G protein-coupled receptor signaling pathway. Gene Ontology annotation, molecular function: G protein-coupled receptor activity. The record is from RefSeq and is a predicted model, not a curated record. The transcript is spliced from 11 exons. The coding region runs from base 301 to 1389 and encodes 362 amino acids. Gene Ontology annotation, cellular component: plasma membrane. NCBI's taxonomy places the organism in Eukaryota, Metazoa, Chordata, Aves, Falconiformes, Falconidae.
AAGCAGGGUUGCUUCGGGUCGGCCCCUGGAGGCGUGCCCGGGGACGCAGCACCUCGGGGGCGGUUGGCCCGGGGGUCCCCGCUGGGCCUUUCUGGCCGGGUUCUGCGCCCCGGUGGGGGUGCACGGCGGCGGAGACGCGGGACGCCGUUGCCCGGGACGCCAGCCCCUCUCCUCGACCGGGCGCGCUGCCCGCAGCCGGCCCCGACGGCGGAGGGCGGGCGGGGCGCGGGGUGGCCCCGGGGCGGAGCGCGGGCGGUGCCCGCAGCCCCAGGAGCGGUGCUGCGGCGGCGGCGGGUACCCAUGGCCCUGCCGGCGGAGGCGGCCCGGCUGGAUGGGGUCUGGCAGGAGGUCUACUCGUCUCUGCAGUGGAUCCAGUUCACCAUGGCCAUACUCAGCGUUACAGGUUCCAGCUCGAUCAUUGCCUAUGCUGUCUUUCAAAAUGUGGUGCGGUCCCCCGAGGUUCGUCCACUUUUCUACCUGAGCCUCUCUGACCUCUUCCUGGGUAUGUGCUGGCUCACCGGGGCUGUCCUCUACAGCACACCAACCUCCAAGCAGGAUCUCAUCUGCUAUAACCUGCAAGUGACAGGACAGAUAUUCUACGUGGCCUCUUUUCUAUACACUGUCAACUACACCUGGCAUCUGUACAUGGACCUAAAGAUGAAAUACAAUCAGAACCUUUUGAGGAUGCCCCCCCAGGUUGUAGAUUAUGCGGGUUGCAUUGGCCGAAUAGCAACGAUCUCGUCUAGCCUCAUCCCUUUCCUUCUCAUGGUGCCUGUGUUUUGCCUGGGUAACAGCAGUAAUUGCUACCAGAACUUCAGUCAGAAGCAUGGAUGUCUCUUGAUGCACACGGAGGUAGCUGUGCCCACCAACGAGCCGCAAACCUUGAGCAGCUCUGUUUGCCAUGUGAUGCAUUUCUAUGGCAUUGGGCUCUUCCUCGUUUCCUUUCUGAUCAGCUUUGUAGCCAUUCUGGUUAUACUCGGUAAAGCCCGAGGUCUGUACAAAAGGUUUGUAAACUCCACAGGAUUCCUGGGGGAUCAGCAGUGGGCCAUGAUUAAGAUGGUAGAACAACGAGUGGUUUUUUACCCCGUCGCAUUCUUCUGCUGCUGGGCCCCAGCUGUCCUCCUUGGAAUACUGAAGCUGACUGUUUCAACAAACAGCAAAAUCUACAUGGCUUUUCUAAUUCUACAGGCUCUGACAGCAGCUUCCCAGGGGCUUCUGAACUGCAUCGUGUACGGCUGGACGCAGCACGCCUUCCUCUCCCUCAAACGCAACGCCUGCCGGGACGUUGACACUCAGACUCCUCUCUUGCGCUCCCAGAAGAAGUUCUACACCAGCAUGCUCCCCACCAGCCCACCGGACGCCGAGGGGUCCACGUCCACCCUGCUCUGAUGAAUCCUCGCCUCAAAGGAGAACAGGCAGCAUCCUAACGAGGCCUCGUCAGGGUUUUAGCAACGUCAGCCAGACCCAGGCACGGGCUGUCGGCUGCGAACUGUCUUGCCAGCAGCAAAGUUAGCUGUAGUGCUGGAGGAGCCUGAGCAGGUCUGUCGGAGACAGGCGCUUCAGUAAAAAUAGUUAUUUAUUUUACAGGUUUGUAUGGACUGCCAAUGGAUUCUUUAAACAUGUAAACCUUUAGUACAGACUUUCUCCUUAUGGAAAUAUCUGUAGAAAUGCAGCAAAUCAUAUGUAACGGCUCAGAGAUUCGGUACAGUUCCUUUAAGGUUAGAUGGUCAAAGGAUGUUUUACUGAAGUAUUUACCAUUACAAAUUAACAGUAAAGCGAAGGUGAAUAUUUUUCAA